AUGUCGUCGCCGAAUAAUACAUCAACAUCGUCCAGAGAGAAUGCCGCCGCUGGUGCCGACGAGAAACCUCGCCUGACUGAGGAGGAGAAGAAGCAGAAUCACAUUGCUUCAGAACAAAAGCGUAGACAAGCCAUUCGCGAAGGAUUCGACCGCCUGACUGAACUCGUCCCUGGUCUAGAAGGCCAGGGCCGGUCCGAGGGCCUCGUGCUGAAGCGCACCGUCGAAUAUAUGCGCCAACAAAUGCAAGAACGUCGCGCACUUAUUGAGCGCAUCGAGCAGUCAGGCGGUCAUGUAGACGACGAGCUCAAGAAGUUAGUUUGCUCCUCCUUUAACCCCUAA
Messenger RNA from Metarhizium acridum CQMa 102, 339 nucleotides. Its product is annotated as Transcription factor. Lineage: Eukaryota; Fungi; Ascomycota; Sordariomycetes; Hypocreales; Clavicipitaceae. Gene Ontology annotation, biological process: regulation of transcription by RNA polymerase II. Gene Ontology annotation, molecular function: protein dimerization activity; RNA polymerase II cis-regulatory region sequence-specific DNA binding; DNA-binding transcription factor activity, RNA polymerase II-specific. The record is from RefSeq and is a predicted model, not a curated record.